This is a messenger RNA of Guillardia theta CCMP2712, 1597 nucleotides long. RefSeq lists its product as hypothetical. The coding region runs from base 11 to 1477 and encodes 488 amino acids. NCBI's taxonomy places the organism in Eukaryota, Cryptophyceae, Pyrenomonadales, Geminigeraceae. The record is from RefSeq and is a predicted model, not a curated record. The transcript has 17 exons. Gene Ontology annotation, molecular function: dihydrolipoyl dehydrogenase (NADH) activity; flavin adenine dinucleotide binding. Gene Ontology annotation, cellular component: oxoglutarate dehydrogenase complex; mitochondrion.
GCUGUCGGCGAUGCGCGGACGGGUCUUCUUUGUGCGUGCAGCUGUUCGCCACUUCUCUACUGGAGGAGAUUUCGAUGUUGCGGUCAUUGGUGGUGGUCCGGGCGGUUACGUCGCGGCCAUCAAGGCUGCACAGUUGGGCUUGAAGACUAUCUGCAUUGAGAAGCGAGGGGCUCUCGGUGGGACAUGCCUGAAUGUCGGGUGUAUCCCCUCCAAGGCCCUCCUCAACUCCUCUCAAAUGUACUUCGAUGCCACGUCUCAUUUCAAGAACUACGGUAUCAAUGUUGGAAACGUUACUUUGGACAUCAAGACAAUGAUGUCUCAAAAAGAAUCUGCUGUGGAUGGUUUGACCAAGGGUAUUGAGGGAUUGUUCAAGAAGAACAAAGUCGAAUAUGCCAAGGGAUAUGGGAGAUUUGUUGAUGCUACUACCAUCGAGGUUGAGGGGCUUGAUGGCAAGAAGACCAACAUCAAAGCGAAGAACACAAUCAUUGCCACUGGCUCAGAGCCUGUUGAGUUGCCUUUCAUGCCCUUUAAUGACUUCACGGACCGCACUUGCGUCUCUUCCACUGGAGCUCUUCUGCUCGACAAGGUGCCCAAGACGUUGGCGGUCAUUGGAGGAGGUGUGAUCGGUUUGGAGCUCGGGUCUGUUUGGGCCCGACUUGGCGCCAAUGUCACUGUGAUCGAGUUCAUGGACAAGCUUUGCCCAACCAUGGACAAGGAAUUGAUCACCGCUUUCCAGAGGUCCUUGAAGAAGAACCUCAACUUCAAGUUCAAGAUGAGCACCAAGGUUACCGCUGCCGAUAUUCGCAAGGAUGGUGUGACCAUCACCAUGGAACCGGCUGCUGGUGGUACCCCGGAGAAGUUUGAGGCCGACGUCGCCCUUGUGUCUGUUGGUCGCAGACCCAGAACUGAGGAUCUUGGCCUGGACAAGGUUGGAGUCACCCUUGACAACAAGAAGAGGAUCGAGGUCGACGAUCACUUCAAGACUAAGGUUGGCAACAUUUAUGCCAUCGGCGAUUGCAUCAGGGGCCCCAUGCUCGCGCACAAGGCUGAAGAGGAGGGUGUUCACGUUGCGGAGGCAAUUUCAGGAAAGCACGGAACCAUCAACUAUGACGCGAUCCCCUCGGUCAUCUACACCCACCCUGAGGUUGCUUCUGUCGGCAAGACUGAGGAGGAACUCCAGGAGGCGAAGAUCGAAUACUCCAAGGGAGUGUUCCCCUUCCUCGCUAACAGCCGCGCAAGAGCUGUCGCCUCCGCCGAGGGAAUGGUCAAGAUCCUGGCGGACAAGAAGACUGAUCGCAUCCUCGGUGUGCACAUCAUGAGCAACGCCGCUGGCGAGCAGAUCCACGAGGCUGGUCUCGCUAUCGAGUACGGAGCAUCUUGCGAGGACAUUGCUCGCACUUGCCAUGCACAUCCGACCUUGUCAGAGGCCAUCAAGGAGGCUGCUAUGGCCUGCUAUGACAAGCCAAUCCACUCGUGAGGCGGAGGAAGGGACGGAUGUAAGCAGGGAGUGAAGUUAGGAGAUCGAUACCCACAUGUAGUUGUGGCUAAUGCCAGCAGCGUGUUUUCAAAGUUUGCGAUUGAAAGUUGAAGAUUUCAA